This is a messenger RNA of Mycena citricolor, 1014 nucleotides long. The record is from the annotation of a GenBank genome assembly. NCBI's taxonomy places the organism in Eukaryota, Fungi, Basidiomycota, Agaricomycetes, Agaricales, Mycenaceae.
AUGUCGGACACUCUUGAUCUGGGCGCGCCAUUUAGUGCAUGGCCAGAAGACACUCCGUGGCCCUUGCCGUUGGGAUAUGAAAUGCUGAAACAAAGCAACGAGAUCAGCGUCCGCAAAUUCUCCGGGAAAACGCGCACUCUGGUGUGCAAACAGCCAGACCCUCCCGAUACCUCGGCCAUGGCGCGCGAAAUCCAGAUCGUGCAGCAAGCGGGGGACUGCAGCGUAUCUUACCUGGGCCGCUACUACCAUGAGCGGCAGCAGCAAGUCCGAGGACUCAUCAUGCCCUUCGAGUCGGCGAUCGUUCCCUCUGCCAUCGAGACCCGCGCGGAACGUGUGGCGCUUAUCCACGAACUGUGCGACUUGACCAGACGGUUCCACUCGCGGGGUCUCGUGCACGGGGACAUCAAGCCCGACAACCUGUUGCGCUGCUCCGACGGCACUCUGCGGUUCUGUGACUUUGGCAACUCGUGCUUUGCUGGGGACGAACACCUGACGGCGGGGCCCACGAUGUCCUACGAGACGGCGAUGCGGUUCCGGGCGGUGGUGGAGAUGCCCCCGACCGUUGAAGAGGACUACCACUCGCUCGCGAUGACCAUCUGGGAGCUAUACACCGGCGGAAACGACUUCUGGAUCGAGGGCAUUUAUUUUAGGGGAGGCUGCAGCGACGACGAGACCUACGAUCUGGUCCGAGACUGCAUCGAGCUCGGGCGCUGCCCUGACAUGCGACGCAUCGACGAUUCCAACGUAGCCAAGCUCAUUCUCAAGUACCUGAGCUUGGGUCCAUCAGUUGAAGAUGUGGACGUCCAGACAAGGAUAAUGUGUUACCAAAAGACGUAUCGUCUUCGGAACUGUCGCUGUGUUCCAGAGUGCACCAUUGCUCGCAAAUUCACCUGCAUGACUUGUGAAGAGGCCCAGCCUCCGCCGAUGGUAUGCCCGCGAUUAUAUGUCGAGCCGUUCAUGCGCGACCCCGCAGUCAGCUCUCCAUCUUGCACGUGUUCCGCGUCUAGUAAGUAA